AUGUCUGACUAUCGCAUGCGCGCUUCAUUCUCUCCUAGCGGCACGGGGAUCCAUCGCACGCCGUCUCCCAACCCCCCCGAGCACCAGCGGUCGCCGCGGAAUCCCAUGGGCAACCCGAUGCGCUACUCGCAUGGCAAGAUGGGCCUCCCCAACGACGGGAUCAUGCGUAUUCCGCAGCCUGCGCAGGUUACCCCGGACGCUGGGCGUCUGAGCAAUGCGCAGGUCCAAAAUUUGGCGAGCCGCAACCUCCGCCCCAGCAGCGAGAUGCUGCCCAUGGGCCAGCAAGGCACGCCCGAGACGGAGGUCAUUGACAAGUGGUUCGAGGACUUGCAAAACUACGAGGCGACGCUCGAGGAAAUGGCUGCCGCCUCCCUCGACCAAAACUUUAAGGAGGAGCUGAGCGCUAUCGAGCAGUGGUUCCGCGUGCUGUCGGAGGCGGAGCGCACCGCAGCGCUCUACAGCCUGCUGCAAGAGUCGACGCAGGUGCAAAUCCGCUUCUUUAUCACCGUCCUCCAGCAAAUGGCCCGGAACGACCCGGUGGGCGCGUUCCUCUCGCCCAACACCGCCAACAGCUCGGUGGGCGAGCAGCUGGAGUCCAAGAUGGCGUCGCUCGGUAUCAAGACGCCUACGUCGGUCGCCGCAUCGCCGAGCACGCGCGGUUUCCAGCGCCAGAGCACGGGCUUCCUCUCGCCGAACUCGGCGUCGCUCUACGGGUCGAGCCCGGACGUCUCGGCGGCGCUCGCGGCGCAGCGCAGCAAAAUGAAGAACAACCGCACCUCGGCGCCGGGCACGCUCCCGAUGGACUCGAUGAGCUACACCGGUGGCAACCUCGACCACGUCCAGGAGAAGCCCAGCGGCCAGCAACGCGAACGCCCGCGCUCGACCGAGCACAGCACCCUCGCCCGUUCGCCACGCGGCGGUCCGAUUGACGACGCGCUGUCCCCGAUGGGCGUCGGUGGCGGGAGCUGGGCGAGCAUGGUCAACACCCCGAUCAUGUCGAUGCUCGAUGAGAACCAGGCGCAGACCGGCGAUACCAGCGCCAAGCUCGACGCGCAGCACGAGGGCGACACCAGCCGCGCGCGCCGCAGCAGCGCGAGCCAGUCCAACGUGCAAGGCGUGCUGAGCUCCAUGUACGACCAAGGCAGCCAGAGCUGGCAUAACCAGGCCGGCGGCCUGCCCAACAGCCCCCCCAACGUGGGCAGCCCCCAAUUUAACAACUUCUCCGUUCCGACCAUGAGCCCCAACACCCUCGCCGGGCUGCAGAGCCCGUCGGGUGGCAUGUCCAACCCCGCGAACCUGCAAAUGAUGAAUACGAUGGCCGCCAUUGGCGGACUGAACAACAUGAACUCGUCCCAACUGCUGGCCCUCCAGCAGCAGAUCCUGCAGCAGCAGCAAAACCUGUCAGGAUUCCAGCAGUCGGCACGCAUGGGCCGCGGCGGAUCGCGUGCGGGCGUGCCACCGAUGCUCAACAACCCCGCGCAAACGCCGUCGCGCAGCACCGGCAGCAACACGCUCCCGCGGCACCCCGUCGGCUCGCCCGUGACCGCCACGCCACAGGGCGAGGAGGAGGUCGCAGACAUCUCGGUGCUCAACGAUGUGCCCGCAUGGCUGCGCCAUCUCCGCCUGCACAAGUACACGCCGAACUUUGAAGGAAGCAACUGGCGCGAGAUGGUCCAGAUGAACGAGCAGGCGCUGAUUGACAAGGGCGUCGCCGCGCUCGGCGCCCGCCGGAAAAUGCUCAAGACGUUCGAGGCAGUGCGCCAAAAGUACAACAUCCCCGCACCUGCCGGAACCGAGACAUCGCUCGGCUCCCGCUCGGAUGCCAGCGAAGCCGAAUCGGAACACGACUCGUAG
Molecule: messenger RNA, 1854 nt
Organism: Malassezia japonica
Lineage: Eukaryota; Fungi; Basidiomycota; Malasseziomycetes; Malasseziales; Malasseziaceae
Gene: VTS1
Product: Flap-structured DNA-binding and RNA-binding protein
Exons: 1
Coding region: 1-1854 (617 amino acids)
Biological process (GO): regulation of mRNA stability; nuclear-transcribed mRNA poly(A) tail shortening
Cellular component (GO): P-body
Molecular function (GO): mRNA binding; protein binding
Source: RefSeq, a predicted model, not a curated record